Molecule: messenger RNA, 4658 nt
Organism: Solea senegalensis (Senegalese sole)
Lineage: Eukaryota; Metazoa; Chordata; Actinopteri; Pleuronectiformes; Soleidae
Gene: anks1aa
Product: ankyrin repeat and SAM domain-containing protein 1A
Exons: 17
Coding region: 410-2194 (594 amino acids)
Cellular component (GO): cytosol
Molecular function (GO): protein binding
Source: RefSeq, a predicted model, not a curated record
GCUGCUGACUGCACAGACCAAAGUCCCACCGCCAAGCCAAGAGUCCCAGUCCAAAAAAGAUGACAAUACCACUAUACAGUCUUCCACCAGUGUCCUACCUCAGCGUAAACCCACUGCCCCAAAUGACCUCAGAGCCCCGAGCAAGACGAAAGACACCCUGCACCCUCCCGGACUGGCGCUACCACGGCUCUCGGGAGAUAACUCCCAGCUCAGCGAGGAUCAGGAAGCAGGUGUCCCAGAGCAGUUCACUGGCCUCCUGCACGGAUCAUCUCCCGUCAUCGACUGCCGCGAGGAGGCCUUCAGGCUUCCAGGUGAUCCGCCACCCGCCCAAAGUCAGCAAGAAACAAGCAAACCCGCCAAAGUAAAAGAGCAAGUAGCAGCAGCUGCACCGCCACCUAGCCGCCCCAGUAUGGCCGCCAUCCUGACGGACUGUGACCCAAAAGCGAUUUAUGCGACUGUGAAUAAGGACCACAGGACCUCGGGGGCCGGGGCAGUGUCUGCCGCUAGGAUGCACCCUCCUGGGGACCUGAAACUUGCACGCAGCCUCUCCAAGUCUGACUCAGACUUGCUCGUGUCGCCUCCCAGUGAGGAGGAAGGAGGACUGGGGAACCGAAGCGAGUCGGUAUCUAACUGUAGCACUGGCAAGAAGAGGCUUGAGAAAUCUCCCUCUUUCACUUCAGAAUGGGACGAGCAGACACAGACGACUUCUCCCACCGCAAAACAGGGAAGAUCUAAUUCCCUUGACAGCAUCGAGAAGAUCAUGACACUGAUUGGUGCUGGCAUCGAUUUUUCCAGAGAUCAGCAAUAUGCUACGCCAGCAGGUGCCGCAGGCCGGCUGCUGGACCAGCCCGUGGGAGACUGGCUGGAGCACGUGGGGCUCCCACAGUAUGAGAGCAAGCUGCUCCUCAACGGUUUUGACGACCUGCACUACAUGGGGAGCAAUGUGAUGGAGGAUCAUGACCUGAGAGAGAUUGGAAUCACAGACCCGAGUCACAGAAAGAAGAUCCUGCAUGCAGCACGUUCAUUACCUAAGGUGAAAGCGCUGGGCUGUGAUGGCAGUAGCUCUCUGUCCUCCUGGCUGGAGAAUCUUGGACUGCACGAGUACUUGCACAACUUCCUGGCCAGUGGCUACCGCAGCCUGGACUGUGUCAAGAACCUGUGGGAGCUAGAGAUUGUGAAUGUGCUAAAGAUCACUUUACUUGGUCACAGGAAACGUAUCAUUGCUUCCUUAGCAGAGAGACCAUAUGAGGAGCCUCCAGUCAAGCCUCCUCGUUUGUCUCAGAUCAGGUGCCAAGACUUGCCUGGAUCCCAGACCUCGUCCCCCCUCAGUCAGAUGGAGUCCUGCACGGGACGUUCAAUGGACCCACUGCUGCCUGUUGCAGAGACGGGGAGGAAAAAAGUGCCAGAUAGCGACUACGAUGUUACCCAGAGAUACCGCAGUGAACGACACAGAACUCAUGAACGGUAUGAAGAACAACAUCGAGAGCCUCGUCUAACCUUGCGGCCUCCCAGUCUGGCAGCACCGUACACCCCCGUCCAGAACUGGCAUCACCAACCUGAGAAACUCAUCUUUGAGUCCUGCGCUUAUGAAGCCAAUUACCUUGGCUCCAUGCUUAUUAAGGACCUGCGAGGUACCGAGUCUACACAGGAUGCUUGUGCCAAAAUGCGGAGGUCGACGGAACAAAUGAGAAAAGUCCCCACCAUUGUGCUUUCGAUCACCUACAAGGGUGUGAAGUUCAUUGAUGCUGCCAAUAAGAACAUCAUCGCAGAGCACGAGAUCCGAAAUAUUUCGUGUGCAGCCCAAGACCCAGAGGAUUUGUGUACAUUUGCUUACAUCACCAAGGACCUGCAGACGAGCCACCACUACUGCCAUGUGUUCAGUACAGUAGAUGUGAACUUAACCUAUGAGAUUAUCCUGACCCUGGGCCAGGCGUUUGAGGUUGCUUAUCAGCUGGCUCUGCAGGCCCAGAGGAACAAACACCACCACACCCUCCCUGUAGGACCAGGGUCCGAGGUCUCUGAGCUCAAGUCCAGCCGACCUGUUCCCAGACCACGCAGCAGUGUGCGCAAGUCAGGGGGUGAUAUUGUGGACCAGGAGGGAGACGCUCAGUCCCAGGGCAGCGCCACGUGGCUUGUGGACCCCAAGGAAUCCAAGCGCACUAUCAGCACUAAGUAUGAGACCACCAUAUUCUGAGUGGACCCUUCUUCCUCCUGACCUCUCGACCUGGGACUGGUCUCACCCCUCUUCCUUCCCUUCUUUUUUGUGUGCCUUUCACUGUGACUGUCUCUCUCUGUCUUCGGGCUGCAUCCCCUCUGUCACAUCUCCACUCAGCCGUCGCGUCACAUGUCCUUGCUUUUACAACACUCUGCUAGUUCAACCCCCUCCUCUCACCGUCACUCUAUUACUCACCUUUCUGUUUGCCUUGCUUUCUUUUCUUCCCCCGCAGUUAGCUUCCUGAUAUUAACUUUCAGUGAUAAGCUCUUCUUUUUUUUUCUUGGUGCUUUUCUUGCUCAAUUAGGCGACGGCCACUCUGAGGCUUGUCACUGAUCUUUCAACUCCUGACCCCUUGAGUGCUGGGAAAAUCUUGAUUUAUCUACAGCCAGGAGUGACCCGCAGCACUCAUCCUUGUACCUGGAUGGACGUGUUUCCCUACGGAACCGGGAAACUGGUCAUGUAAUUCUAUGCAUCAGUGGGAAAGUCGCAGAUUGUUUUAGUUAAUUCGGGAUACCGGUUUUGAAGUUAUUCAGUGGUGACACAGGAUUAGUUGAGGAGGUUUUACAGUGUCAGCUGUUUACUUGGAGCCAAAAGAGGAUACGAUCCAAACACUGUGAUAUGGUCUGUUGGACUAAUGAUUAAAUAAGGCAUAGAGGAUAGUAUGGACCCACAUAUUCAUGGUCCAUGAUCAAGACUGACAUGCCCUCCUUUGUCUAUCAAUCAGAACACCAGGAUCUGAACCUGAUGCUUCCUGGAGUGAACUUACUCGAACUAAACUCUUUUACCAAAUCCCCAAGUGUGUAAGAAUAAGUGCAUCUUUCAUCAGUCUUGUCUUUUCUCUUCUUUUCAUAACAAAUGCCUUCUUUGUUCAUCCUGUCAACAUCGCCUUUACUUUUGCCGAAAGACACUAUGUUAAUAUUUCACUGUUGCCAGUGAAAGGAGUUAAUCAUUAUGUGGGGGUUAAUCCAUCACUAUCCAUUGUCCAUUUGUUUGGUGUUAUUUCAACUUUAUUUUUAACCUCACUCUUUUGUGUGUGUGUGUGUGUGUGUGUGUGUCCCUUCCCCAUAGCUGAACACUGUGGGCCCUCCCAGCCAAAAAGAAAGAGCCCUGUUGCAUGGUGGGUAGGAGGUUUAAUUGAAAAAGUGCCGUCGUGCAGCAGAUCGCAUCACCAGCCGGAUCAUACCUGCUGCUCAUCCACAGUAACACACGGGCCCAGAGACACACAAAGCCUCCAACAAUGCUCACUCCGUCCGUUUACAUGACCUCACCACUUUGCUCCACAUACGCGUACACCUGAUUAACUUCCUGUCCAUCAGGACAUGUACCUGCAGAAGCUGAUGCCAGAGAGGAAGUGGUUAAGAUGAGGAACGUAUAAUUUUUGUGUUAUGCCACAAAGGUACAAAGUAAUGGUAAGAGACCGCACACUGUAGGUACACACUCCCAGCGGUCCUUUAUCUAAACACUGUAGCGUCUCUUUAUAAUCAUCUGAUUCUCAUCCAACAACUGUGAUAAACAGUGACUGCUUGCAUGGGAGGAACUGUUUAACCAAACUCAGACAGGACAAAAUAACUGACACUACAGACACUGUUUUAUUGUGACACAACAGGGAGUGGCUUUUAUUUGAUUUAAAGGUUUUCUCUGUUUCUAAGUUUUAAUUGUUUUAUAUGACAGUGAUGUGUCCUAAUGCAGGAACUGGAUCAGGCGUGGUUCAUUUUAGUUCUCUCGCUCCUUAGCGACGUCUUUGUUAAAGUAAUCUAGCCAAGAUUUUUCACCAAACCUGCCAUGCAGGCUGGUGCUUCUUCAGAUUUUAGCUGCAGAACAGAACAAUAGGGCAUACCGUGUCUCUGCUAACUAACUCUUAGUACAUUGACUGUUAAUGGUACGUUUUUUUGUUUAUGGGUACAUAGUCAGGUCCUUUGAUUUAACUGUUAUUGUAUAUGUGGUACGUUGUUUAGGCCAGUACGUCAUCUUUAUGGUACACUGUCUUCAGCUCGUUGGUGUCGGCACCUUCGGCCAUCAGCCUGGUCCCAUUCUGCUUUUGCACAUUCUGCUAAGGAUCAGGAGAGAUAUUCUGGGACUAAUCAAGUAACAACAAUGAUGAGAAUGAUAUUGUACAUGAAUCUAGCAGUCUGUAUUUUGAUACUUGAAUGAUUUUUGCUUUUAUAGAUAUCUCUAUAUAUAUAUAUAGAUAUGUAUAUGUAUGUAUGUAUGUAUGAAAUUUUUGACGUUUGUCAAAACAGAGAAAAGGCCUAUGUCUUAUAAAGUUAAACAUAUCGUGAAUAAAUACCCUGUCAUUAAAAAAGAAAAAAAAAGGCUGAGAAAAAUGACUCAGAAGAGGGACCUCACUUCGGAAAAAAGAUUGUAAAUAAUCUUGGGCUUCCAGUCUUUUAUAUGAAUAUUUUUCAUAAUUGUACAACUAAUAAAUGGAGCAAUUAGAAAUGUC